CAGAAGAACUUUACUGAAGCACAAAGUUACUGCAGAGAGAAUUACACAGACCUGGCCACUGUAGACAGCAUGGAGGAAGCUGAGAUCCUGAAGAAAACGGCAGAAACAGCAGGAGUUUCCUCUUUCGCCUGGAUCGGACUGUACGAUGGUGAUGUCAUGAGCUGGAGGUGGUCACUGACAGACACAAGCUUCUACAGACCAGGAGAGGAGGAGUUCAGACGGUGGAAUCGUGGACAACCAGACAAUGGAGGAGGUGUUGAACACUGCACAGUGAUGCGGUCUGUUGGACUAUGGAACGAUAUCAAAUGCACAGCCACCUUCCGGGCGGUGUGCUGUGAUGUGAGAGGUGAGAAUAUUGAUGAGUGAAGGUAAAACAGACCAGUUGAGCUUGUUGACCUCUCCCCUUCUCUGCUGCUCUUUGCCUCUCUGUCUCCAGUUACAUGAAGCUCAUUUAAAGCAGAUGAGUCCUGCCUUCAUUUCUCUGUUUCUAUAAAGAGCUCCAUCAUUAACAGCUUUAUCCCACGUCACUGUCUCAGUCAACAGGGCUGCAAGAGAAGGAGUUGAUAUGCACACAGCUCCACGGUGACUUCAGCUUCAUGCUCACAUUCAUUAAGAAACAUCAGACUGCUGAGAAAAA
Molecule: messenger RNA, 637 nt
Organism: Centropristis striata (black sea bass)
Lineage: Eukaryota; Metazoa; Chordata; Actinopteri; Perciformes; Serranidae
Product: lactose-binding lectin l-2-like
Exons: 2
Coding region: 70-366 (98 amino acids)
Source: RefSeq, a predicted model, not a curated record